AUGCCCCCUCGUCGUCGUGCGAAGAAACAGCCCGCCGCAGAAGCGGCCCCCCAUCCUCCCCCAGCCCCUAUGGGCCCCACCUCUCUCGAAGCUCUGUACCCCGUCCACCAUAUCCUACUCGACCUUUUCCUAAACAUGAAGCCUUUUGUCUUCAUGCGCUUAUCCAAAACGCAUCGCGCAUACGCCCUUCGACGAAUGUCCCAGGCGGCCGUCUUCAGCAGUGACCUCCGGGAACGACUUCGGGAUACCACUGAUGCUCGGCCUAAGAAGCCAAUCGACGUCGCUUUCCUGAUUCCCAUCUUCUUCGCUCACACGAUCGCUUUCGACUCGAUGACCACAUUUGGCUUGCUUGCUGCCGACAUGUCUAUCGUUGAGCGGGCCAAACGAUUGAGAAAGAGGCCCGGCUCUCCCUAUCCCUUUCAUCCUGCUCGGCUUUUCGAGCAUGUCAGACGCAUCCAGCUUCCUAUGGAGCCCUUCCUUUUUGCCUACAAUACCUGCCUAGACGCGACACAAGUACAAUCGGAGGACGGGAAGUGCAGACGUCUUCGGCAGAGCUAUCUCGGCUAUCAGCUUGGUGACCACUUUUCACAAGUGACCUUCAUGGUCCAGCCCUUGUCUCAACCUCUGUUCGACUUUUCGAGCUUUUAUGAGGAUCAGGAUCCGGAGCUUGAGUACCAUACGAAGUGGAUGAAGAUUUUGCUGGGCGAAGAUGUCGAAGCAGCAGAGGUAGCUUUCGAAGUUGGAAAGAAAGUUGAGGCAGUCAUUGUGGUUGCCCUGCAGCCAUCGUCUCCACCCGAACGAUCUCAGACGCAACUUGAUCUCCUGCUUGCCGCCCUCGACUACUUUGUCGACUUUCGCCAGCUUGCGUUGGUUUUCUGCAAUCUUUCGUCAGGGAGCGACAAGAGUUUUACGCCGAAGGUUCUCGACAAGAUUUCCGAUGUUAUCGUCAGCAUUCUGGAUCAUUUUGAGCUAGUCAAAGAGAAGGUGUUGGGGAAGGUCAGAUCUCCGAUCGAAGGAGAAGCUCGUGGGAACAUUGAUCCUUGGGUCAAGGCGCACCUCAUUGAGAGCACAGUAUGUGAAAUGGUGGAUGUGGAUCUUCUAGGGACGCUUGUUGACGUGGAUGGGGAGAGAUUGAGAGGCGGGGAGUCGGUUUGA
This is a messenger RNA of Cryptococcus amylolentus CBS 6039, 1155 nucleotides long. RefSeq lists its product as hypothetical. NCBI's taxonomy places the organism in Eukaryota, Fungi, Basidiomycota, Tremellomycetes, Tremellales, Cryptococcaceae. Bases 1 to 1155 code for a protein of 384 amino acids. The record is from RefSeq and is a predicted model, not a curated record. The transcript has 2 exons.